Molecule: messenger RNA, 2303 nt
Organism: Myotis brandtii (Brandt's bat)
Lineage: Eukaryota; Metazoa; Chordata; Mammalia; Chiroptera; Vespertilionidae
Gene: PLD5
Product: phospholipase D family, member 5
Exons: 11
Coding region: 123-1547 (474 amino acids)
Molecular function (GO): catalytic activity
Source: RefSeq, a predicted model, not a curated record
GCGGCGAGGCGCUCGCACCACAUGGAACCUUCUGCCGCCAAAGGCAACAGUGGCGCCGGGAGCAGCAGGCCAGCCGCAGCCCCGGGCCGCCGGGCUCCGCGGGGAGGGCAGGUCCCAUCACCAUGUCCCAGCAGCGGUGCAUCGUCAUCUUCGCCCUGGUCUGCUGCUUCGCCAUCCUGGUCGCCUUGAUCUUCUCGGCCGUGGACAUCAUGGGAGAGGAUGAGGACGGACUCUCGGAAAAAAACUGCCAAAAUAAAUGUCGAAUCGCCCUGGUGGAAAACAUCCCUGCAGGCCUUAACUAUUCGGAAAACGCACCGUUUCACCUGUCACUCUACCAAGGCUGGAUGAACUUACUCACCAUGGCCCAAAAGUCGGUGGACAUCGUGUCUUCCCACUGGGAUCUCAACCACAGUCACCCAUCGGCGUGUCAGGGUCAACGUCUUUUUGAAAAGCUGCUCCAGCUGACUUCGCAAAAUAUCGAAAUCAAGCUAGUGAGCGAUGUGACGGCUGAUUCAAAGGUAUUAGAAGCCUUGAAAUUAAAGGGCGCCGAGGUGACCUACAUGAACAUGUCCGCCUACAACAAGGGCCGGCUGCAGUCCUCCUUCUGGAUCGUGGACAAGCAGCACGUCUACAUCGGCAGCGCUGGCCUGGACUGGCGGUCCCUGGGACAGAUGAAAGAACUCGGUGUCAUCUUCUACAACUGCAGCUGCCUGGUCCUGGAUUUGCAAAGGAUCUUCGCUUUAUAUAGUUCAUUAAAAUUCAAGAGCAGAGUGCCCCAGACCUGGUCCAAGAGGCUCUAUGGAGUCUAUGACAAUGAAAAGAAAUUGCAGCUUCAGUUGAACGAAACCAAAUCUCAAGCCUUUGUGUCGAAUUCCCCCAAACUCUUUUGCCCUAAAAACAGAAGCUUUGACAUCGACGCCAUCUACAGCGUGAUAGACGACGCCAAGCAGUACGUGUACAUCGCCGUCAUGGACUACCUGCCCAUCUCCAGCACAAGCACCAAAAGGACGUACUGGCCAGACUUGGACGGGAAAAUAAGAGAAGCGUUAGUUUUGCGAAGCGUUAAAGUUCGACUCCUGAUCAGUUUCUGGAAGGAAACGGAUCCCCUGACGUUUAACUUUAUUUCGUCUCUUAAAGCUAUCUGCACUGAAAUAGCCAACUGCAGCUUGAAAGUUAAGUUUUUUGACUUGGAAAGAGAGAAUGCCUGUGCAACCAAAGAGGAAAUGAAUCUCACCUUUCCUAAAUUAAACCGCAACAAGUACAUGGUGACAGACGGAGCCGCUUACAUCGGAAACUUUGACUGGGUAGGGAACGACUUCACCCAGAAUGCGGGCACGGGCCUCGUCAUCAACCAAGCGGACGCGAGGAAUAACAUGAGCAUCAUUAAGCAGCUGAAAGAUGUGUUUGAGAGGGACUGGUACUCACCCUACGCCAGGAGCUUACAGCCAACCAAACAGCCGAACUGCUCCAGCCCGUCCGAUCUCAGCCCUCCCUCCCACAAAACUGCCACGUACAACACGUGUGGGAAGGACCCCGCGAGCGUAUAGCAUGAACGAACACGCUGACGGACCACUUGUGUUUCAUAUUUAUAUCUAAAGGACGGGAGGAGAGAAGAACCAUUUGAUAUGUCUUUUUUUAGGGGAAAAGCACACUUAUUAAAAAAUAAUCUUUGAAUGCCAUGCCCUAUCUAACCACAUCUUUAGGGGCUUGUAUACUCCCUUUAAGACUUUUGUACUUGUCACUUCUGACGGAGAAUGUCAUUCCGGCUUGGGAGUUCGUUUUCACGUUUGCAUACCAAUUUGAAGGCUUUGACGCCUCCUCCUUUCUAGUUUUAGAACAUUUCUGCUGGCCCACGUGGUCAGUGCUUAGGAAGCUUCGCAUGAGGCAGGCUCUUUGCUAUUCUGCAACCACUGGCUUAGAGGAGAGGGAGGGUUUGACCUUGGACAAGAGGUCAAGCCAAGUCUUCAUCCUUGUCAACCGUCUCCAAGACCUGUCCAGUCAUCUAGGCGUGAACUCCUCAUGCCAUCCUCCAGUAACUCUUGGAAAAUACUUUUCUUGCCUCCGUGUUUAUUUUCUUCUAAUACCAUAGAUUUUCUUUUGUGUCAUUUUCUCUUCUCAUAAAAUGUUCUCAUGCUCUAGUGUGGCUAUACUUACCUCAACACUAGUUCCAAGUAGGAUAUGUUCUGAAAGUGUAUGAAUUCCUCAGAAUGGAUACAAAAUGGACAUAGCAAUUAUUUUUUCAAAUAUAUUUUUAUUGAUUUCAGAGAGGAAGGGAGAGGGAGAGAGAGAAACAUCAACGAUCG